Messenger RNA from Mesocricetus auratus (golden hamster), 252 nucleotides. Its product is annotated as beta-defensin 12. Bases 16 to 252 code for a protein of 78 amino acids. Gene Ontology annotation, biological process: innate immune response. The transcript is spliced from 3 exons. NCBI's taxonomy places the organism in Eukaryota, Metazoa, Chordata, Mammalia, Rodentia, Cricetidae. Gene Ontology annotation, cellular component: extracellular region. The record is from RefSeq and is a predicted model, not a curated record.
CAUCUUCCCUCAAACAUGGCCCUGAGCAGAGAGAUGUUUUAUUUUGGGUUUGCUUUGUUCUUCAUUGCAGUCCAGUGGCCAUCAGGGUCCUGGGCAGGACUUGAGUAUUCCCAGUCAUUUCCAGGAGGUGAAUUUGCUGUGUGUGAGACGUGCAGGCUCGGUCGGGGGAAAUGCAGGAAGGUGUGCCUGGAUAGUGAGAAGAUUGCAGGAAAGUGCAAGCUGAACUUCUUCUGCUGCCGGGAGAGGAUCUGA